Rhagoletis zephyria (snowberry fruit fly) is the source of this 1419-nucleotide messenger RNA. The record is from RefSeq and is a predicted model, not a curated record. NCBI's taxonomy places the organism in Eukaryota, Metazoa, Arthropoda, Insecta, Diptera, Tephritidae.
AUGCUGUCCAGGGCAAACUUGAAUCGUUUCGCAGUUCACCUGCUGACCACAUCUAGCCGUGCCGCAGGAACAGCGGCAAGUGCCACCGCUAAAGCACCACACGUUUCAUCUGGCAGUGAUGGUUACAAGUUUGACAAUGCCCGAUUUGGAAAGAACAUCGUUCUCGUUGAGGGCGUCAGAACGCCGUUCACCUUGUCCAGCACCGACUACAACAAUUUAAUGGGCUACGAGCUGCAACGUGAUGCACUGGUUGGCCUCUUGAAGCGAGUCAACAUCCCCAAAGAGGCAAUCGACUAUGUCAUAUGCGGCACAGUUAUUCCCGAAGCAUCCACUCCAAACAUUGCCCGAGAGGCAGUUUUGGCCGCUGGACUUCCGCUAAACCUUCCGGCGAACACUGUCACUCAGGCUUGCGUCUCUGCAAACCAGGCAAUAUCUAGUGCAAUUGGCUACAUCAACUCGGGCACCUAUGACGUGGUCGUUGCUGGAGGUGUUGAGACGAUGAGCGACGUGCCCAUUCGGCAUUCGAGAAAGAUGCGUCGAAUGUUGCUAAAGCUAAACAAGGCCAAAACUACCAAAGACCGACUGAGCAUACUGAAGGAGAUUCGACCAGACUAUUUUGCUCCGGAACUUCCAUCUAUCAGCGAAUUUUUCACCGGCGAGCAAAUGGGCCAGUCAAAUGAUCGUCUUUCUGCCUCUUUCAAGGUGUCGCGCCGGGAACAGGACGAGUAUGCCCUUCGCUCCCACUCUCUGGCCGAUAAAGCAUUCAAAGAGGGAAAACUGUCCGACAUUGAGCCCACUUUUGUUCCGGGCAAAGGCCUCAUCACUCGCGACAAUGGCAUUCGUCCUUCGACCUAUGAAAAGGUUAGCAGUCUCAAGCCGGCCUUCAUCAAGCCUCAUGGCACUGCAACGGCGGCCAACUCCAGCUUUCUGACGGACGGUGCCACGGCUUGUCUGAUCACCACCGAGGAAAGAGCAUUAGAGCUGGGCCUCAAGCCCAAAGCUUACCUUCGGCAGCACAUGUACGUGUCGCAGGACCCCAAGGAUCAACUGCUGCUCGGGCCAGCGUACGUCACUGCUCAACUUCUACAAAGAGCCAAUUUAAACGUAAAGGACAUUGACGUUUGGGAGUUUCACGAAGCUUUUGCCGGACAGAUUCUUGCCAACCUCAAAGCGUUAGACUGUGACUUUUUUGCAAAAACAUUCAUGAAGCGCUCUGAAAAGGUGGGCGCGCCCAGCAUGGACAAGUUUAACACCUGGGGAGGUUCGCUUUCCAUUGGUCAUCCAUUUGGUGCCACUGGUGUGCGACUAGUGACGACGGCAGCCAAUCGUCUGAUUGCCGAGAAUGGUCGACUUGCUUUUGUUGCAGCAUGUGCUGCCGGUGGAAUUGGUCACGGAAUCAUUGUUGAGAGAUAUCCCUAA